AUGGGUAAGUAUUUAAUUAUGGAAGAAAGACUAAAGAUUUACUUUCAACUUUGGAAUAAAACAAGUAAAAACUCACUCAAACCCAUGCACACAUAUUCACCCAAUACGUCUUUGAACAAUCCUGAGUAUUUAAUUGCAAGACUCUCCGGUUUAACAAUCGCUGAAGCGAAAGAUGCUCUCAUUUUAGCUGAAGAAAUAAAUUAAAUUAAAUUGCUUAAGGUCUUCCAGAUUUGAUGCCUCCCUACACUUCCGACCGCUAGACCUUGAUUGCGCGGGGUAACAUCAGUUGCCUGAGCCCAUCAGCAGCAGCUUUCUCACAGGACUAAAUACUUGCACUACGUCCCUGGGUUUCGAUGAAUUAGAAAGACCCCUCGUGCUGAACGUCUUUCAGGUGGUAUGGAGGCAAAGGUUAGCCGAUGCCCUCUGUUUGCCACUUUUAGGUGUGGUGGCCCUCCGGAACCGGCAGGAAAAGAACCCUCUUGCCCAAAACCCAUCCAAUAAUCAAACAUAGGCUGGGUUAGCCACCAUCUGACUCUCAAGGUCACCAACCCAAUACGGCCGCUAUACAGUUAGCCUAAGGUUAGAAUCAAGGGGCCUAGACCUUGGUUUAGGCUACAAAGCGGUGCAUUGGUGACAUUGAUAUAUUUUGUCGCACCACUAUAUUAAUGAUUAAAGAAAUAAGGAAAGCAGGAAUUGAAAAGGUAAUGGCUAAAUGGGCAUUGUUAGGACAAAAAUUAAGUUGUACAUCUAUUUCUCAUAAAAGAUGAAAAGGUAAAAACUCCAUAUGUAGAGACUCUCAACCAAUUAAAAGACCGAGGAUGUAG
This is a messenger RNA of Blepharisma stoltei, 824 nucleotides long. NCBI's taxonomy places the organism in Eukaryota, Ciliophora, Heterotrichea, Heterotrichida, Blepharismidae. The record is from the annotation of a GenBank genome assembly.